Molecule: messenger RNA, 624 nt
Organism: Symbiodinium pilosum
Lineage: Eukaryota; Dinophyceae; Suessiales; Symbiodiniaceae
Source: the annotation of a GenBank genome assembly
AUGCCUUUAAAGAAGUGCAAGCGCUGGGAAAGCGAGGCGACCCGGCGCCGUCGUGCGGCCCUGGCGAAGUACCGCCAGGGCCUGAACGGCAAAUGGGAGUCCAACGCCAAGAAGGCCAUUGCGCGGAAAGUGAAGCAGAAAAGUCUGCGUACCGGUCCCAUGCUCGCGCAAUGCAAAGCAGUGCAAGAUGCCUAUGAUGCCCAGAAUCUGGCAAAGGCUCAGAAGCUCGUUGAGGCGCUCAAGGAAGCAAAUCAGGCCACGUUGGAGGAGUUGGUGCCGCAACUAGAGUCGCUCAAGGUCACCGGUAUGCUGCUGCGCAGGACCCUCAUUCCGAAGGUGCUACGCGAGUCGGCCAGCAAGUUUCCCAGCAUCAAGAGCAAGGUGACGCCGAUUAUACAGAGGUGGCGAGCGAUUUUUGUUGAGGAGAAGCAAACCCUAUCCAAGGACAAGAAGGAGGCGAGCAGCAGGCCUAAGAUAUCCGAGAAGCACAAGCCGCAGAUACCAGACGUGGAGCUGGUGUUGCCAGAAGUCAUGAGGACGCCACCUCCCAGGCUGCAAAAGCCGCAAAAGAAGCAGAAACGCAUCACUUUGUUCAUGAAAAAACAAGGUGAAGUCAGCGUGUAA